Molecule: messenger RNA, 995 nt
Organism: Ilex paraguariensis (yerba mate)
Lineage: Eukaryota; Viridiplantae; Streptophyta; Magnoliopsida; Aquifoliales; Aquifoliaceae
Source: the annotation of a GenBank genome assembly
AUGGGAAGAGCACCUUGUUGUGACAAAGCCAAGGUUAAGAGAGGGUCAUGGUCUCCUGAAGAAGACACCAUUCUCAAGAACUAUGUUGAGAGAUAUGGCACUGGUUGCAAUUGGAUUGCUUUACCACACAAAGCAGGGCUAAAGCGUUGUGGCAAGAGUUGCCGCCUGAGAUGGCUCAAUUAUCUGCGACCAGACAUCAAACAUGGAGGUUUUACUGAAGAAGAAGAUAACCUUAUACUAACCCUCUACACUCGCAUAGGAAGCAGGUGGUCUGUCAUAGCUUCACAUAUGCCUGGAAGAACAGACAACGACGUGAAAAACUAUUGGAACACCAAGUUGAAAAAGAAGCUGUUGGCAGCAAAGACUAGCCUCAACACCACUACCACCACCACCACCACCGCCACCGCCACCUCUUCUUAUGGAAACUGUGCUGGUUCUGAUUCGAUUUUGAGUUCAAUGCCAUAUACAGCAGACAUGAAUUAUCAACAAAACUUUGUUCCACAUUUUCCGGUUCCGAACCCAAUUCAAUUCCCUCUUCCUAGGCUCAUGGAAGGACAAGAAAGUGGCACAGAAGCAUAUGGUAACUUCAAUAUUACUGUUUCGCCUUUAUUUUCUCUUGAAAAGAGUAGUUAUGCGCCAUGGUCUGGUGAUGGAGGUGGUGCAGAAGGUGGGUUUUUUAUGGAGACAUCUAGGUCUCAUUAUGAUCUUCCCAAUGGCUUUUAUUUCCAAGAAAAAAUUAUUGAAGCAAGUCCAAGAUUAGCUCACUGAGUUGUCUUUUAUUUUCUAGAAGCCUGUGUGUCAAAAAUGGUAGCUAGCUAGCAUAUAUAAUCUCUCCGUGACUCGAAUUUGUAUCACUCGGAUUCCAAAAAAACAACUUUACUAUUAUGAGAGGACUGCGAUAUUCAAUUGGAGGGAAAAAUAAGAUGUAGAAAAACAUGGCAUUAGCUUUGACUUUGUAUUGUGUUUGAUGUUACCGUAGGUUGUGUUGGUGGAAG